GGACCAUCCCCCUCCCCCAGCAGUGUUGGGAGCAGCUUCGUUACCCUGAGUCCUCGGCAGCAGUGGUGAUGGGGUGCGGCAGAAGGGAGUGGUCCUAAAGGACAGUGUGAAGAGCAUGGGAGCACUGGGGAGGGACCACAGUGGGGUGGUGGGAAGGGGACCCAAGUCAUUUAUUCUGAUGACUCAUGAAGACCCAGGCCUACAAGCUGCUUCCUCUUAAGAAGCCACCUUCCAAGGCCUCAAACACUGGGCCUCCCUCUACCCAGGAGCUAUUUUCUUGAAAAUGCAGAACCUGGGGGAAAAAGGAAAACUCCAGUUCCAUUCAGCCACCCACAGCAGGAACUAGCCAUCCCCUUCUCAGUGCCUCAGUUUCCACACCUCCUGGGUGCCCUGAAGAGGGUUUCAUGAAGGAGAUUGGACUGGGCACUGGGAUCCACAGGUGCUGUCAUGGGCUCAGGAUUGGGCAUAGAGGGGCAGCAUCAAGACCAAGGCUGAGCCCGGGGGGUACUGUUGUGGGCCAGAUGGCAGGUGCUGUCAUGGGCUCAGGGUACCAGAAGCAUCAUUCCAGGGAGGUGCCUAGCAGCAGCCUCCGUUGUGGUCCCAGCGGGACCUUGCCAUGACUGCACUAUCUCCUUCUCAGGAUCCUGCCGCUGCCUUAGCUGGGUGAGCCCCAAACCCUGGGGCAGAGACCCAGUCCCUGCUACCGUGAAUAAACGAACCGUGAGUUCUAGAAUUCUCACACAGUAGAGAUGCUCUGCCCCACCCUGCCCCCACGUCCUAUUAUGAGGGCCAGUGUAGGUCAGGCACCUGCUAGCCAUGGCAUGUGGGCCAGGAGAUCUUCAGAGCCUCACAUCUCCAUUUUCUUCUGCCAAACUUGGAAAUUCCCUCUUUUCAGAAGAGCCCUGGUUCCAGGCCUGUGGUCACACCAACAUCGCCUGCAAGAUGGUGAAGGGGAAGCUGGUAGAGGUAGGCAAGUGGCCAUGGCAGGUGAGCAUCCUGUUUCUGGGCGCGUACAUCUGCAGCGGCUCCCUCAUCCACCAUCAGUGGGUCCUCACGGCCGCACACUGCCUAGAGAGAUCCAAGGACCCCAAAAAGUACUCCGUGAGGGUGGGAGUCCAGCAGGUCUCAGGAAACGGCACUUGGCUCCUGCUCACUCGCAUCGUGAUCCACGAGGAUUUCCACAACCUCCUAUCCCAGGACAUUGCCCUCCUGAAGCUGAGGGACCCCAUCUGCUGGUCCCCCCUCAUCCAGCCUGUCUGCCUACCCAACACCAAAUUCAAGCUCUCGCUCGGGACCAUGUGCUGGGUGAUCGGGUGGGGACAUAAAAAUGAACAAGAAACCUCAAGUACCCCCUACCGUCUUCAGGAGGUGGCUGUCAGGAUUAUUAGCAACGGUAUCUGCCGUCAGCAGUACCAGUUUCUCUUCUUGAAGAAAGAGAAGAAGUUCAUUGGGAAGGACAUGCUGUGUGCCUCCUCAGAAUUGGGCAUGGACUCUUGUCAGGCUAACUCUGGCAGCCCCCUCGUGUGUCAGGUGAACAACUCCUGGAUCCAGGUGGGGGUGGUGAGCUGGAGCUUUCUCUGCAACCGGCGACGCUUCCCAAGCAUCUAUACCAGCACCCCCCACUUCACCUACUGGAUCCAGAAGCAGAUCAGUGACAUGAGGUUCAUCAGCAGGGCCAGCGCUGCCUUCCUGAGCCCGGUCACUGGCCACAUCCUGCUGGUGUCCUUGGGCUCCAUGUGGCUCCUGUGAGCGGUGUUUCCAGGGCAGGCCCGCCCGGAGGCCACUUCUUCCUCCCUCCGUCUGCCCUCAGGAGAAGUGGAGACCCAGGGGACACGUGACAUCAGGGCAGAGCACCCUUGGGGGAGGGUCCAAGAGCUGCUGUGUUCAGAGUUGUUCAAUGAAGAUGCUCUUGAGUUUU
Molecule: messenger RNA, 1918 nt
Organism: Panthera uncia (snow leopard)
Lineage: Eukaryota; Metazoa; Chordata; Mammalia; Carnivora; Felidae
Product: putative serine protease 46
Exons: 5
Coding region: 817-1749 (310 amino acids)
Biological process (GO): proteolysis
Molecular function (GO): serine-type endopeptidase activity
Source: RefSeq, a predicted model, not a curated record